CGCAGUGAGCGUUAUGAAGGGUAUGUGCGUGGUAUUCACGGUACUAAUCGCUGAUGUCCUGUCUCCGGCCAUCAGCGGAGUUAAGACUUUACGUCGCGGUCAUGUGACGUUCGGGUGCUUAGUAACAGCACGUGCGCGUUAUGUACAUGCACAAGUCCGCUAUGCGGCUUUGUGUCCUAACAUUACCCCCGCCGGGUGGACGACCAGUUUAAAACUCUAUUCAUCUUUGUUGGAACCGAGAAACACGGUUAGAAAAUUCAUUGCUCAAAGAUUGUUCUUUCAAUUAACACUUGCUUUUCAAUAAUAAGACUUGACUCCAGAUAAUAUGCCGACUCCAGAAGAAUAUGACAACUCAAAGAUUUGGACGACGCUCCUUACGAAUCGAGCAUACUUUGUGGGGUUGCUCGUGCUUAAUCACACGCUACGCAAAACACAAUCUAAGUAUCAGCUCAAGGUAAUGAUUACUCCUGCUGUCAAAGAGGACACAGAAUAUAUGCAGGCAUUUGAGGCUGCCGGAAUCCCCACAAUUGUCGUUGAGAACAUCGAACCGGCGCCUAGGGAUGGCAGAGUCAACAAGGGUACUUGGGAGAAGCUCGCUCCGUGGCGAUUUACGAAUUAUGAGAGAGUUGUCCUUCUUGAUAGCGACCAGGUCAUCCUGAAGAAUAUCGACGAUAUGAUGACUAUGGACCUUCUCGAAGGCUCCAUUGCAGCUAGUCAUGCUUGUACAUGCAACCCUCGCAAGUUGGCACAUUACAGUAAGGACUGGAUACCGGAGAAUUGCGGUUUCACUGCCGCAGACAAAGCGACCAGUAGGCCCAAACCAAUUACCGAGAGUAGCCCCGGGAAUCACCACCUACUGAAUAGCGGGACGGUUAUCCUGCGCCCGUCACUCAAGGAGUAUGACGCGCUCAUAAAGGCUAUGAACACACAUCCAGAUGUUCCGAAUAUGCUUUUCUUUGACCAGGACCUCCUAGCCAUCGUAUACCGAAACAAGUGGAAGCCUCUGCCGUACACCUACAAUGCGCUGAAGACUUUGAGACUAUGCCACAGCGACCUGUGGAAGGAUGAAGACGUCAAGAUCCUGCAUUACAUCCUUGACAAGCCUUGGAAGAGUAGGACGUACGCCGAUAACGCCGUUGGUUCGACACAUAAGGUGUGGUGGGAUGCAUUCGCUGAGGUCGAGAAAGAGUGGGCAGAGAGCUUGGACGAGGAUAGACGAAGAUUGUGGCAGAAUGUCGUCGUCCCUUUCAUUGCGCAGGAGUGAGCUUCUUCCUUGAGUGAAUGUUUGCGCCUAACACUGUUCAAAAAUAUGCCGCAAUUGCGUACCUAGACUGGGAUAUUUUUGGGGCAAACAUCUGUCAUUAUGUUUGCUGAUGAAGGGGAUUAAAAUGACGUGUCAUAGCGCUG
Molecule: messenger RNA, 1407 nt
Organism: Aspergillus glaucus CBS 516.65
Lineage: Eukaryota; Fungi; Ascomycota; Eurotiomycetes; Eurotiales; Aspergillaceae
Product: glycosyltransferase family 8 protein
Exons: 4
Coding region: 326-1264 (312 amino acids)
Molecular function (GO): glycosyltransferase activity
Source: RefSeq, a predicted model, not a curated record